AUGUCUUCCAACUACCCCAAUUCUGACUACAUGAAGCGUGAGAGGUCCCGAUCUCCCCGCCGCCGCUCUUCGCGCAGUCCUCGACGUAGCCGCCGUUCCUACUCACCGCGCAGUCGCUCUCGCUCUCGCGACGACUACCGCCGCAACGACCGCCGCUCUCGCUCGCCUCUGAGCGCUUCUGGGCCUGGUCCUUCUGGUUCCCCCCUACGCUUCACGCAGUGGUUACGCGCAAGGCAGACCCAAGACCGUCGUGUCUAUGUGGGCAACUUGUCAUAUGAUGUCAAGUGGCACCAUCUCAAAGAUUUCAUGCGGCAGGCCGGAGAGGUUCUCUUUGCCGAUGUUUUACUUCUUCCAAAUGGAAUGUCGAAGGGAUGCGGGUACGCCACUUCGAAAUACGCCAUGCAUAAAACAACUGCUAAUCUAGGCACCAGGAUUGUGGAAUACGCAACAAGGGACCAAGCACAAAAUGCUGUCAACACGCUCAGUAACCAAAAUUUGAUGGGUCGUCUCGUUUAUGUGCGCGAGGACCGUGAAGCCGAACCUCGAUUCAUCGGCGGACCCCAGCGCGGGGAUUUCGGUGGUGGAGGCCGCGGCGGCUUCGGUGGUGGAUAUGGCGGUGGACCAGGGGGCGGUGCACCUGGUCGUCAGCUAUACGUGUCUAACCUCCCUUUCAAUGUGGGCUGGCAAGACUUGAAGGAUCUGUUCCGUCAAGCUGCCCAGCAGGGUGCGGUUAUUCGCGCAGACGUCCAUACCGAUCCCACCGGCCGUCCGAAGGGAUCCGGAAUUGUUGCCUUUGAACACCCCGAUGAUGCUCGCAACGCCAUCAGUCAAUUCAACGGAUACGAAUGGCAGGGACGCCCACUUGAGGUCCGCGAAGAUCGUUUUGCUGGAAGUGGUGGAGGCUUCGGAGGUCGUGGCGGCUUCGGCGGCGGCCCUGGUUUCGGUGGCCGCGGCGGUGGCUUUGGUGGUCGCGGAGGUUUCGGAGGUCGUGGAGGCUUUGGCGGAGGCUAUGGUGGCCGUGGCGGCUUUGGCGGCGGUCCUGGUUUCGGUGGCCCUGGUUUCGACAACGCUCCAGCUCCCUCUGGCCCACCAAAUCCUUUCACCGACUAUGCUACCUCUGGCGGCGACAAAAGCGCUGUCAUCUACGUGCGCAAUCUCCCCUGGUCCACUUGCAACGAAGACCUAAUCGAUCUUUUCUCGACCAUCGGCAAAGUUGAGCGGGCCGAGAUCCAGUAUGAAGCGAAUGGCCGUUCCCGUGGCACUGGAGUUGUUGAGUUCGACACUCCCGACACUGCUGAGACUGCUAUCGCCAAGUUCACCGGCUACCAGUACGGCGGACGCCCUCUGGGUAUUACCUUCGUCAAGUACCUGAACGCAGGCCCCGGCCCCGAGAUGAUGGAUGGUCCAGAGCCUACUGGCGGCAUCACCCAGGACCAGAUCAUGUAA
Penicillium chermesinum is the source of this 1446-nucleotide messenger RNA. RefSeq lists its product as uncharacterized. The record is from RefSeq and is a predicted model, not a curated record. Gene Ontology annotation, molecular function: mRNA binding. The coding region runs from base 1 to 1446 and encodes 481 amino acids. The transcript has 9 exons. Gene Ontology annotation, cellular component: cytoplasm; nucleus. NCBI's taxonomy places the organism in Eukaryota, Fungi, Ascomycota, Eurotiomycetes, Eurotiales, Aspergillaceae.